AUGGGUUCAGAAUGCCUGGGUGAGAGGCGGGCUCUUGUGGCCUAUCUGGGCCGCUCUGGCAUUUGUGGCAAGACAGGUAGCAUCCAGGUCCUCGGGAAGGGAAAGGUGGGGAGGAAACCUGUCAGCCUUGCUCCAGAAGAUGAGUGCUCAGGAGCUGAGGGCAGGCUAGCUCACAAGCUGUUCCGCGACCUCUUCGCCAACUACACAAGUGCCCUGAGACCUGUGGCAGACACAGACCAGGCUCUGAACGUGACCCUGGAGGUGACGCUGUCCCAGAUCAUCGACAUGGACGAGCGGAACCAGGUGCUGACCCUGUACCUGUGGAUCCGACAGGAGUGGACAGAUGCCUACCUACGAUGGGACCCGGAUGCCUAUGGUGGCCUGGAUGCCAUCCGCAUCCCCAGCAGUCUCGUGUGGAGACCAGACAUCGUACUCUAUAACAAGGCGGACGCGCAGCCGCCGGCCUCCGCCAGCACAAACGUGGUCCUGAGGCACGACGGCGCCGUGCGCUGGGACGCGCCGGCCAUCACGCGCAGCUCGUGCCGCGUGGACGUGUCGGCCUUCCCGUUCGACGCGCAGCGCUGCGGCCUGACGUUCGGUUCGUGGACGCACGGCGGCCACCAGCUGGACGUGCGCCCGCGCGGCGCCGGCGCCAGCCUGGCCGACUUCGUGGAGAACGUGGAGUGGCGCGUGCUGGGCAUGCCGGCGCGGCGGCGCGUGCUCACCUACGGCUGCUGCUCCGAGCCCUACCCCGACGUGACCUUCACGCUGCUGCUGCGCCGCCGCGCCGCCGCCUACGUGUGCAACCUGCUGCUGCCCUGCGUGCUCAUCUCGCUGCUCGCGCCGCUCGCCUUCCACCUGCCCGCCGACUCGGGCGAGAAGGUGUCGCUCGGCGUCACCGUGCUGCUGGCGCUCACCGUCUUCCAGCUGCUCCUGGCCGAGAGCAUGCCGCCGGCCGAGAGCGUGCCGCUCAUCGGGAAGUACUACAUGGCCACUAUGACCAUGGUCACCUUCUCCACAGCACUCACCAUCCUCAUCAUGAAUCUGCAUUACUGUGGUCCCAGUGCCCGCCCAGUGCCAGCCUGGGCUCGGGCUCUCCUGCUGGGACGCCUGGCACGGGGCCUGUGUGUGCGAGAACGAGGGGAGCCCUGCGGGCAGUCUAGGCCACCAGAGUCACCUCCCAGCCCCCAGCCUCCUGAGGGAGGGGCUGGCCUCCCAGCAAGCCCUUGCCGCGAGCCGCAGUGUCUGUGCCAUCAGGAAGCCCUGCUGCACCAUGUAGCCACCAUUGCCAACACCUUCCGUAGCCACCGGGCUGCCCAGCGCCGCCAUGAGGACUGGAAGCGCCUGGCCCGUGUGAUGGACCGCUUCUUCCUGGGCAUCUUCUUCUCCAUGGCCCUGGUCAUGAGCCUCCUGGUGCUGGUGCAGGCCCUGUGAGUCUCAGGGGUCUGCUGCAGCCCCGGUACCUCCAGACAGGGACGGGAAGGCCAGGGGGUUAUUGGCCCUCAGAUGGGCCACCCAGUCUCUCCCCAUGCACCUAAGAGUCUGGGACACUUCUGGGAUCCUCUCUUCAGGAUCAGUGCUGAGUUCACAAACCAUGAGGGAGCACCUGUUGUCCACAUACCCUAACCUCUGAGGGAAAUCCAGAACUUGCUACUCCCCUAAUUCCUAGAGGAGGAACUCGAAGAAGGGUCAAGAUCCAAGCUCAGUCCUGGAGGCACAGAACUGUACUUGGAUGCUGAGCGUUAGAGGUUUCAGUGGGAAAGUGCAGGUUAUGUGAGAAACAGAACUGCCACGUUUCCUGUCUGCUCUUCUUUCCUCUUUUGCUGCUGUUACAGGCACUUGGUGUUGCCUGUCCCUGCCUGGGGGCUCGGGGAGGGGACUGGGAAUUCAGGACUCAUGGUCUAGUUCCAGGGCAGGAGGCCACACCGGGAUUUGGCCCCAGAACCCCAACUCAUAAUAAAGUAAGUGUGUGCCUAUCACCUACUUGAUGUCCUGACUUUCCCUUGGGGCCCGUGGUGGUGGAAGUUGGGGAUCCAGGUUUGUCUCUCUAGAGACAGGAACUUAGGACUCAUGGAUCAGAGCAGAAAUUACAUCUUUGCUGAAGAAAAUGACUAGAUUUGACUGAGACCUUGGCAGAGGACCUGAAGCACUCUGCUCUCUCUGCUGUUCUGUGUUCUGUGGGGUUAGAUGCAGUCCCCCCUACCCCCCAUUCCCACCCACUGACAUUCGGAGAGCUCAAAAGUGUCCACAGUAGGGGAAAUGCAGGGACAGCCAUCCAUGAAGUAUUUGUUCCUUUUUUUUUUUUCUUGGUCAUUUUUUGUUGUUUUGUUUGUUUGGGUUUUUUUGGUUGAAGAUUAGCCCUAAGCUAACAUCUGUACCAGUCUUCCUCUAUUUUGUAUGUGGGUAAC
Molecule: messenger RNA, 2408 nt
Organism: Equus quagga
Lineage: Eukaryota; Metazoa; Chordata; Mammalia; Perissodactyla; Equidae
Gene: CHRNA10
Product: cholinergic receptor nicotinic alpha 10 subunit
Exons: 5
Coding region: 1-1434 (477 amino acids)
Biological process (GO): monoatomic ion transmembrane transport; chemical synaptic transmission; regulation of membrane potential
Cellular component (GO): neuron projection; synapse; postsynaptic membrane
Molecular function (GO): acetylcholine-gated monoatomic cation-selective channel activity; transmembrane signaling receptor activity
Source: RefSeq, a predicted model, not a curated record